AUGAACUCCUCGCCAUAUCAUCCUCUGCGAUCAGCUGAUGGUCAGAUCAGGCUGUUGAUACUUCAUCCCGCUUUGAAGCACGACGCUCCUAUUCAGUGUAUGCUAGAGCCAGCCAUUCUCUCUUCCAACCCCAACUAUGAGGCUCUAUCGUACACCUGGGGCGAUCCCGGAAAUGGCUGCAAUAUCUCACUCAGUAAUCACGAUUUUCUGGUGGGAGACAAUGCCGCUGCAGCGCUUCGCAGAUUGCGAUGGAAGAGGAAGAAUAGAGUGCUAUGGAUAGAUGCAAUCUGCAUCAAUCAAGCCGACGUGGACGAGAAAAGUACGCAAGUUCCCCUCAUGCAGAAGAUCUACGGUCAAGCACAGAACGUCUUGGUCUGGUUGGGAGAGCCUACUGAUGGCAGUAUUAUGGGCCUGAGACUACUCCAGAAUAGGAUGGCUAGUGUUGGCUGGCAUCAGUGGAAGAUUGACAAUGACUACGGCAAGCCGACACUUCCGUUCCUCAAAUCUCUCAAAAGCUCCAUUGCGAUGAUGAAUCGAUCCGGAUUAAUACAGGAGCAAAUAAAUGGGGAGGUCAGUGAACUUCUUGAUCGGCCCUGGUGGCGGCGAACUUGGAUCAUACAAGAGGUCGUUCUGGCAAAGAAUAUCCAGAUAAUAUGCGGAGACGAUGUCAUCACAUGGGAUGCAGUGGCAUCUUUGUUCAAGCGACUUAAGUGGACGCAGGCUGAGGUUCAGGUGUUUGGUAUUAAGUUGAGUGAUCAAGAUAUAUUUCCGGAUCAGAUGUACAACUUUAUUUCGAGCUAUCGCCAACAAUGGCAUUCGAGCGGCGGGAGACUCAACCUUUUGGACGUGCUAUACGAGUUCAGAAGCUUAGAGUGCACGGUUGCGCAUGACAGGAUUUAUGGAUUCUUGGGCAUUGUACAUGCUGAUGUGGCUGCCCACAUCAGCCCGGAUUAUCAUCUCGAUGCACCGCAGGUGUAUCGUGACUUUGCAAGAACCAUGAUCCAAGUUACAGGCAACCUACAUCUGCUGAACUGCACAAGACACUGGUCAGGCGUUGAAACUGGCGCUCAACGGCAAAAGGCAUACAGCGUCCUGGAGCAGUCGAGAUACUACGACAUCCAGGCUCGAAUCUUCGAUGGACCAGAUAAGACUCCGAGAAGAGGCUGGGCGAGACUGCCUGAUGGCUGGGAGAGAAUACCGCGCAAGGAGAAGUCUCUGUUUCGGGACAACACGGAUAGGAACAAACAGUCUACUGAAUCGAGUCCAUUAGAGGGCCAGCAAGCUGCGAGAGCUGAGCAUUAUAUCAAGCAAAGAGAACUCUCACCGGGAUGGUCCAAGAUCUGGGACAACCUUGGCCGUGCAAAGGUUGUGUAUGGAGCCGGAGAGACGGCGAGAGAGCACAGACUGCGAAAUGAAAGAGAGCUUCUCCGACAGAGGCUUUCUAGAUUACCCUCAUGGGUUGCCAACUGGGAAUGUCCAACUCGAUGGGACCCUAAGCCACUGAUCAAUUUUUCGUCAUCACAGCCUCGAUAUUUCGCAUCCGGAGACACUACUGCGGCACUACAUAUUGGUUCCAACCCACGGGUUCUGUCUCUGAAGGGGCAGAUUAUUGAUGAAAUCAGGCAACUUGGACCCGUAUGGCAUCCCGAACUUAACAGGCCCCCUAUUUCUAGGAAAGGCAUCAACGCUCUUGUUGAGUGGGAAAGUCUUGCCCUGAUUGAGCUUCCAGACUGCCCUUACGGUGGCGCUGAGGGUCGCACCAACGCCCUCUGGAGAACAAUGAUAGCUGAUUAUGCAGGUGCAGAAGCUGCUGAGAGUGAUGAUUGGGCUUAUAUCGAGGCGUGGUAUGACCGAACUGGAUGGGGUCGUGAGCUCCCAGAUAUGGCAUCAAGGGGAGUAUAUGAGACGGUCACACUUGAGGGAGAAGUACGGGAGCUUGAGGUUGUGAUGAAUGCCCAGUUUCUCCAGAUAAGACCUGUGCCUGUUCUGAAAACUGGCGAAGUGCUGAAACAUCCAUUGGGGGAUUUCUCGCAAAGAAAGAAAAAGUAUGGAGGUUAUAUAAAGCGCAUUUAUGACGCUUGUGCGCAUCGCGCAUUGCUGGUGACUUAUCGGGGUUACAUGGGAUUGGCGCCUUGGAAUGCACAGAUCGGUGACAAAGUGGCUAUUCUUCAUGGUGGCGAGACGCCUUUUAUCAUUCGUAACAUUAAGGGGACGGAGGACUUUUCUUUAGUCGGGGAAGCUUUUGUAUAUGGGCUGAUGGGUGGAGAGGGAAUGUCGGAUGCUUUUGGGGGAGGACGCGAUAUUAAUAUCUUAUGA
Molecule: messenger RNA, 2316 nt
Organism: Fusarium tjaetaba
Lineage: Eukaryota; Fungi; Ascomycota; Sordariomycetes; Hypocreales; Nectriaceae
Product: WW
Exons: 1
Coding region: 1-2316 (771 amino acids)
Source: RefSeq, a predicted model, not a curated record